Messenger RNA from Pelobates cultripes (western spadefoot toad), 43400 nucleotides. Lineage: Eukaryota; Metazoa; Chordata; Amphibia; Anura; Pelobatidae. The record is from the annotation of a GenBank genome assembly.
CCCCAGGAGGAGCAAUAGGAGGGGGUAGAGGGUAGAGCAGCCAUUUUUGAAGGAACUGACUCCAUGGAAGUUUGCUGAUGUGAACUAACUUUCCCCUCUUUUUUCCCUUUUAUGAUCUGUGUUAAUUCCCUUCCUUCUAUUUAUCUCCAAUCUUGAUACAUUGUAUCAGAUCUUGAACUCUCGACACAAUGAGUGCCAAAGACACAUCAGCCCCUGUAGAGAAGUACAAGCUGGUUGUGGUUGGAGGAGGAGGAGUGGGCAAAAGUGCUUUAACAAUCCAGUUUAUCCAGGUAAGUUCUGGGGUCUUAAUGGUAAGUGGCUGGAUUCUGUUUUUGGAGUCUUGAGUAUAUAUUUUGGGGGAUAGUAGAGUUAAGAUGCUCAGUUUAACCAUUUGAUCACCAGGUUGUGCCUGACGCAUUGCUUUUACAAUCUGGUGAGUAACUCCUGGCACUCAAGGGGUUAAAUCGCCCCAAACUAAUCUUGGGGAGCAUCACGGUUACCAUUCGCCUGUUUUAAUAUCUCCAAGGGUCGUGUUUUUCUUUGUUUUUGUUUUCAUUGUAUUUUUGUACAGAAUUGCCGGAUUAGGAAAAUGUUAGUGACAAAGGGUUUUAAACGUGUCCUGGGGGUUAGUCUGUGUUAACGCUGUCUGUGCUGGACCAUUCAGAGGGGAUUGGGAGAAUGAAGUGCUGGGUACAUUGUGUGAUCUUUGCUGGGUAUACAUGGGCGAUCUAGGAGUGUGGAGCAAUGUAGGUAAAUCUGGUCCAUGCACCCCACCCAAAUAGUUUCAUUGUUGACCCUUUCAGUGCUGCGAGAAAAGGGAAGGAGGGCAUGGUUAUUACUGUAAGAACACAUUAUACUUAUUUUCGUUACUGCCCCCUCCCCCCCCAAAAAAAACCAAACAAACCGUAAAGUUCAUAAUUUAUUUCCUCAGAAAUUAAUGUGUAGUGUGAAAAAUAUUAAUUUUAUAAAUAUUAUGCUUAAAAUGAAGGGAGGAGGGGAGGGACGACAACAGUAAGCACAAAGACUGUAAGUAAGGCAUGGGGAGGCAAGUCUUCAUCCAUUUGUCAUUGAACUGUAGCUCCUUUGAUGUUUUGUAUGACAUGCUUAAAAUAUCAGUGGACCACAGAGCUUACAGUCUAAAGUUAAAAACAAGCAAAGGUAUUAUUAUUAUUAUUAUUAUUAUUAUUAUUGCGCCAGCAAAUUAAUGUUGCAGUAAGUCAUUAUAUUUUAAUUGUUUUUGCAAUUAAUUACUUAUGUACUCCAUUUAUAAUCCUUGAAUAACCCUCAAAUCCUUCUUAAUAACUUUCAAUCACACACGAAGUAAAAAUCAUGCUAUUGAAUUGUAAAUACACCCAGCAAUUAUUUUUUUUAUAUAUAGAUGACUUUCAUAUAACUGCUAGAAUGUAAGCUGUUUGGGUUAGUGUGCUCUUACUUAUUGCCUAUAUUGUACACAUGCCUUCCCUGUUAUUUUGUGUCUCACUGAAAAAACAAUGAUCGAUCAAUCAAUUUGUAAAAUACAUUCAAGAUAAAUGAAUAUUGUAAGCUAUAGCAUACAUUCCAAGUGUCCCUAUUUAGGAAGGGCAGUCCCUAUUUGGGCCCAAACCCUCUGUCCCGCUUUUCCAUUCCAAUGUCCCUCUUUUUUAGAAGCUCAUUGAUGUUUGAGUGUAUAACAGAGCUCCACAGCAAUACUACUCCUUGUGAUGUGCAUGUAAACUACCAUAACUGUGUUUAGAAGUCAGUCUGUGUAAAUAAGAUACAUUGUUCUUGUGCUAAAUUACAGUUUAGGUGCAAAAAUUGUAAUUUAUAACUUGCCUAAAAUUUUUCAGAACAGUUGCACCCCAGUUCACACAACUAAAAUGGGGGUGUCCCUCUUUAUAAAUUUAAAAUGUUGGGCGGUAUGUCUAGAGGCUGGUGCUCCAACUGCUAUGAAUUGCAACUCUCAUUAUGCUCAGACUGGAUCAAAGACAUAACAUCAUUCAUUGAACACCGUGACGCAAUGGGAAAACCUAUUGGUUGCAACUUGUUCCAGUUAAUGAGAAAAUGAAUGGGAAUUAGCCACAGACCCGUCAUACAUCCCCUGAAGUCUGCUUCUUAUGGUAAAUAAAUGUCUUACCCAAUUUAGUAAUCUUUCUGCAAAUCAUUGUGUAAUUAAACGAACAGCAGACAUCCCUGUCAUUUCACUUCCAUACAAAUUAACUUGUUUUGAUUAAAAAUUUUUUGCUAGGUUUGCAAGUUCCACUGUUCCUUGUCCAUUUAAUUAUGACUGUUUGACUCCGCGCUGUUGAGGACAUAAAGGACAACUGUCACCUUAAAACAAUAUUUUAAUAAAAUAAUCCUUUCUUCAAAUAUUAAAUUGAAUUUUUCUUAUUUUUUUUUUUUAUUGGAGUAAAUGAAAAAACUACUCAUCCCAUAUACAUGCAGUGUUUGAAACGGGGUUAAUCCCAUAAGUGAACAGCCAAACUGGAAAUGUUUGCUUGGUCAGCUAUACAUUCAGUUUGGCUACUCUGGUCUAAAAUUCGAAAUUCACUUUGAAUCUUUACUUCAGUAAAUAACCCUGUUAGUCUCUAUGGAGGUAAUGCAAAAACCAUAGAGUCUUAACUGUUGGCUUUCAAACACGGUCUGAACCAAGGUGCAUAUAUAGCAUUCAAUUAUUCCGUCAUAGCCUGAAGGUAGGGAUGAGUUGUUUUUUUGUUUAUUUUAUUUUUUUUAAAUCCAUUUCCUUUUUAAACUUGACGGAAAGAAUAUUCUGUUUAAAAAAGUUAGAGGUGACAUUUGUCCUUUUAGGUUUCUGCUGAAGAACAUAGACGUUGUAAUCCUUAAAAGGUCCCUAAAGGUUAGCUGUGACCAGGUUGAAACCCCCGUAAUUUGUCUUGAUUUCUGGUGUAUUGCAGAAUAGUCCAAGGCAGUGUUAAUGCCAGAGGGAGUGUUUUAUUCAAUGAUUACAUUUUAUAAUCUGCAGAUUGCGCAAGGUGUGCCCGAGGCAGCCUCUCCACUCUGCUGAUUAAUGUUCUUUCAGCGUUGCUCAUUAACCCCUUAUCUGAAUCAGGUGAAACAGUUCAAUUCAGCAUUUCCGUCGUCUUUUCAUAAAAACUUUUUUAUUUUUAAUAAUCUUAAAAAUAAAUAUAAAAAUAUAUAUUUAAACUGCAUUUUAUUUGAGGGUUCUGUCAACUGGCUAAUUUGGCUAUUUCCUAUGGUCUACCUUUUUGUGGUUGAUUCACUACACCUUAUUUUUGGACUAAGUGGGCUUAAAAUGUGAAAAGCUGAGGUUUUUCACCCCAGGUAUUUACAAAAAUAAAAAAAAUCCCCACACACCUGCAUAAAAGAGGUGCAUGUUGGAUAGGAUUGCCAUUUUGGCGGAGGCUUAUAUGAAUUCUUUUUGUCUCACAAUCUUGCUUCCUGGCAGAAAGUGAAAUCCACCAUUGUGAAAUCAAUUAACAAAACAGACACUAUCCAAAUAGAAUUGUUAACAUUAGUUAAUUUAGAACCUACAUUUCACAUUCGUGCUGAUCAGCACUUCAUGGUGUGUCAUACAGAAUGAAGAUUUAAAGGGAUACUAUAGGCACCCAGACCACUUCAUCUCAUUAAAGUGGUCUGAGCGCAAUGUACCUGUCCCACUUAGUCCUGUUAUGUAAAUCCUUGCAGCUUUUGAGGAUUAUCCUGUUGUGUCUAAGGUGUUUUUAGAAAGGAAAAAACAUGUUAGACACAACAGGGUAAUCUCUAAAGCCUGGACUGGUAGGGAGGUACUUGAGGACUGGUUUGGGAACCACUAGUGUAAGUAAUAUAACUUUGUACUCCUUACACUAUAGAAUCCCUUUAAGUUUCAAAAAGCAACAUAUUUUAAACCCUAUAUACCGUAUUCAGUGGAGUCUAAUACAGCAUUUGAAGCUCUCAUGAAUGGAUUAAUUUGGGGUUUCUGCUGCCAAAUCAUUUCCUGAUUGCCAGUGGCCUUGCAUUUUUGGAUGUCACACUUAUUCCUGUGCGAUGUUUUCCUCGAGUAAAAUUCACAAGUCAAUUCUUCCUUUUCACUUAGGAAAUCCAAAGAUUACAAGUGGUGUAUUUUAAUACAUCCUCUGAUUGCACUCAUUGCUGGUGACAUAGUCUGUAGUUGUCAUGCAUGAUGCAUAUUUUUACGUCAACUGUCUGCUUGACAUAUACAGGUCUACCACCCCUUGCCCAGACCAUUGACAGGGUCUUGCUUGAAGUAGACACAGAGAAACCAUUAAAGUUGCCCUCGGAAUUAGGAACAGAAUAAAUAUUUUUUUUCAAUUUAUUUUUUUAGUCAAAGUUUGAUAUUAUCUUUAAAUGAAUUCUGAAGUGUUUGUGUCUUUAACUUUCUUUUUUUAUAUUUUAAAGUGAGACUUAUUUCCAAAAUUCUCAUUACACUUCUUACUGUACUUUAUAUUAGUAUUAUUUUUUUUUUUUUUAUAGCAUUUCAAUGAAAUGCAAUUAAUCUCUGGGUGUAAUUCCGUCCAUGUGUAUUUAUUUGUUUUUGCAUACUUGUUGUUUUAUAGAAUAUUUUUUUAGAUCUCUGGUGAUUUAUGUGGACAUUGGUGGUAUGUUCACAUGUAACAUGAAAUCCUGUGUGUGCAAAUUCUACUGUAUUUCCUGAGUAGUUCUAUGUCACACAGUAUAUACUAGGAUCCCGCAUUCCAGUGCUGGGGAGGGGUGCGGUGUAUAUACAGGCUGUAGGCCAAAGAUUUUGUUUCUUUUCAGUGGAGAAGUGGUUAUAAAACAGCAGGCAACUUGGACGGUACUUAUCUAGUGGCCCCACCCUAGACAGAUCUGUUUCCUCAGGUGGUUAUGCUUUAAGCAGCAGAUUCUGUUUGCAUUUCUUGCAUCUUGCCAGUUAAUAAAUCCUGCAAUCAGCAAUUGAUUACUCAGACCUCAUGCUUAAUCAUUUGUUCAUGAUUGUUACUGCUCCACCUCAAAUCUUAGUCAAUCUCCUGUAUAGACCUGAUUAUUUUUUUUUUUUAACCCCCUUCGGUCCCACAGUUAGACAAAUCGUUUAUUGUUGUGCCAGUCCCCACAUGCUGUUUUUGAUACCAAAAGGCUUAAACGUUUGCGCCAGGCACACCCAGUGCCAAAUAGGUGUGCCUGACGCAUUUGGCACUCCUGUAGCACUGUAAAGGGUAAAAAGGCAUUCAGCGAGGGGCAAGCGGAAUAGGGGCUAGGACAGGUGUUGGCCUUUCCAAUGACUGGAUAUUUAAUUGUUUAUUGAUGCUAACAUGUACAGCAGUGCAGUUCAAUGGGAUUUGGUACCAAUAAGUAUCUUAUUGGUGCAAAUUUCAAAAAAGGGACAAUUUAUUUUAUUUAUCUUUAAAGUAACAGUCUCAAGGUGGAAUUUUAAUUUGAAACAUAUAUAAAAUGCUUCCUUCGGGUCUCUAUUGGAUACAAUGAAGACCUCCAGUGGCCAUACACUGCUUAAUGAUGACAGAUCUGAACUGAGCAUUUUUCGUAAGCAUGUCAGAUUAAAAAAUAAAAAGGUGAGGAAGAGAAACUUACACAUACCUUCCCCUAUUACCAUCAGUUUUGAGGUGUGGGCUUUCCCACUUUCUGUUAAAUUCUAUGUUUAAGAGUGACUAAAAAUAUCUUCUUCAUUCAGUGUUUGCCUAUUGUAUGGCACAACCACUUUUUGCAUUGCAACUCUUAUUAUCCACAGCUGGUCUGUUGAAGUUAAGUCUUUAUUAGGUUUAAAUACUCCUUUAAAUAUUAUCUCAAUGCGUUCAAUAAUGUUGCUAACUUACACCGCAUCCCAAGCCACCUCUGGUAUUGACGGCAUGUCAGUGGAUCCCAGAAGGUUGUAGUGGGUUUUAUAUCUUCUGCAAAACGUAAAAGAACACUGUAGGAUCAGGAACACAAACAUGUACUGGGCUGACCUCAUCAGACGUGAUUGUCUCUGCCAAUCACAAUGCUUUCACAUAGGAAACAUUGGAUUGGCUGAGACUGUCAAGGAGGUAGAUCAGGGACAGAGCCAGCUCAAGCCAAAUACAGCCCUGGCCGAUCAGCAUCUCCUUAUACAGAUGCAUUGAAUCAAUGCAUCUCUGAGGAAAGUUCAUUGUCUCCAUGCAGAGGGUGGAGACACUGAAUGUCAGUCACACUGUGCAGCACUGGCCCAGGAAGCACCUCUGGUGGCCAAUUGAGGUAUCUCUAGGCUGUAAUGUAAACUCUACCUUUACUCAGAAAAGACAGUGUUUUCUGCAAAAAGCCUGAAGGUAAUGAUUCUACUCACCAAAACAGAUACAAUAAGCUGUAUUUGUUCUGGUGACUAUAGUGUCCCUUUAAAACAGGGAUGUCUAAAAUGUUGAAACCCAGAUGUUGUAAAAAUGUAACUCACAUGAUGCUUUAAUAGCCUUUUGAAUAGCCACGUUUAAUUAAAAUUGACAUUCUCAAACAUGUAAGUAAUCUACCCUUUUGGGCACAACUGAGUUUAAAGACAACUGUUUUAUUUUAUUUUUUUCCUUUUCCACACUAUUAUUUACCGGUACUCUUAUGACCAUGGAUUUUUCUAUUUGACGUUUUUUUUACAGGCUGCAUAAUGUAAGAGCUUUCUAAACAAAAUAAAACAUUGAUUUGGUUCCAAGAGACUAAUCUAUAAUGCUUAUUAAUAGAGUGACUGGGAUCUUUGAUCUGUGUUUUAAACCAUUUGUUAAGCACUUACAUAAAAUAUUGUGCUUAUUUUUGUACCCAAGGCCAGGCAGUGUAGCAGUUUUUUGGCCCUUUAUCCUUACUUCAGUUUGCUAGCUGCCACCAUAGAUCAUCAGAUUGUAGCAAUAUUCCAGGUCCAAUAAAAAUAGUCUGCUAUAUUUUUAAUGUAAUAAUCCUUUGAACAAGUAUUGAAAGUUUUAAAUGAGUUAUAUGUAAGACAGAUAAGAAAACCUUUAUUCCAACCUUUAGUACGUGACAUAUCCUUCAGUCAUAUACAGAAACCUUGGUCAGACCGGCUCUACGAUCUUCCAUGCUUCACUUCCUGCACAUAAGCAGGGAAAACCAUAGAGACUAACUGUCAGUGUUCAAACACUGUCCGACCCAAGGUGCAUGCAUAUGGCUGAAGGAUUCUGUCAUAUACGAACGGUUAGAUUCAUUUUUCAAAUUGUUUUACAUAUACCCAAUUUUUAAUUUUUUUUUCCUAAAUUCUAUUUUCUUUCAAUACUUGAUGAAGUAAGUCGAGCAUUGUUUAAGACAGACUGUGCAAGUUGAUGAAGAAUGUUGAGUUAGUCGAAAUGAAGGAGCAGAGUUAGGGGAACCAGUGAACAACCAACAUUAAAGCUUUCUACGUAGGAUUAUGUUUUCCAUGAACCAUGGGCAAGGUGGGUUUUGUCUUUUACAAAGGAUGACUAUAUAUUGAUGGCAGGGAUUCAUAGCCUGGUUCAAUUGACCUCUUUUUGGAAAGUCUUGUUUUCUUGACAAUGAAUGAUUUUGGCAGGAACUGGGCUUUUUCAGGAACUCAUCCCAAACUAAACUCUUAUCUCAAGAUUCACUUAAAGGGACAAUCCACUGGACAAAAUAAAAAUCACUCAUUAGUAGUUAUACACCAAAUUUUGUCAUCGGGGAUAUAUCCAGCGUCCGGUAAAACACCAAAGGAAAGCAUUGAUACAAUGCAUCCCAGUGGAGUGGUACUAAUGCAAGUGCAGUGAUUGCUGCCCAUGCACAUCAGAUCGCCCCAGCUCGCUGACAUUGGUGGAAGAGCAGAGGUGGAGCCAGACCCUGCACCGAGGGACAUUGGAGUUGGAUUCAGGUAAGUGACAAAAGGGUGUUUAACCCUUUCAUCACUACUGGGGUGGAGGGUCCAGCCAAUUGUGUAUUCCUAAUACUAUCCACAGGAAAGGAAUAGGAUCACAUGAGAUUUUCUCGUAGGAGAAGACCAUGUUUGGUGGUAAAAUAAAAAAAAAAUGUGAGUUUGAAUUGCUCAUCCCUUGUGAUUAGAAGAUAAUCCCCAACAUGCACCUGGUAAACACGUUCUGAUGAAAAAUAAAUACACAAUAUGUUUGUUUAAAUUUUGAGGCCAGCAUGAGAAGUUCGUUUUGUAACUUUCCAUUUUUUUCUAAUUUUUUUUAUUUUUUUGGGGGGCCCAUUAGCUGUUUGAUCCACAUACCUAUGGUGUAAGGAGUUUAUAAGAUGUUGAAAUGUGUUGCAAAACUAAAACAUCUGAAUCCUUUUAAAUUUCUUAACAUAAGAAAGUGUGUGUAUGAUCAAAUAAGAUUUAUGUAGUGUAGUUCAUGUAAGAAAAUAAAUGUAAAUGCACAUUAAAAUGUCAUCCAUAUGACUUGUAGUCGGGUGCUUUUAAUAUUGAACGUGGUUGAAGCUUAAAGAAAUGCUAUAGGCACCCAGAUCACUUCAUGUCAAUCCUAUGGGAAAGCAUUGGAUAGGCUGAGAUCAACAAGAUUGAUAAUCUCAGCCAAGGUGGCUACACAUCAGAAACCAGCAUUGCGAGGAAGAAAGGAACAUUAUAAUGUCAGGAAUACAAAAAUACUAUAGUGCUGGAAUGCAGUGCAGGCCCCGUCUUCAUUGCUGAGGUUAUAAAUCUUGAUGAUCUCAGCCAAACCAAGGAAACUAUUGCGCAUGCGCAGCAAAAUGCCAAGCUGCACCAAUCAGCGUCUCCUCAUACAAACGCAAUGAAUCAAUGCAUCUCUAUGGGAAGCGUUCAGCCCAGUGCUGUACACUGCAGCACUGACACAAGAAGGACCUCUAGUGGCUGUCUGAGUGACUAUGUUACCAGCCAGCAAAACCUGAAAAAGCAGUGUUUACAGUUCUAAAACUGCAAGUACAUGCAAUAGACACCAGAACCAGUACAUUAAGCUAUAGUGGUUCUGGUGACUACAGUGUCCCUUUAACCCUGGAAGCAGGGACCUGUUCACUUAAACCAGUCAACCUGGUCACUACCCCCCAGUUUGAGAUUUCAGGUGGACGGUGGUGGGUUCUGCAGAAAAUACCUAAUGGGCCUCGAUGGCCGUGGACCAGUGCUGGUAGGGGAGAUCCUUUCAUCUCCCCUGCCGGCCCAUGCAGAGCCAGUCUGGAUGUAGGCCCUCUUGGACAUAAUUAUUAUUUUUUUUUUUUAGUUUUUUUUUUUUUUUAUAAACCGCCCUUUGUUCAAAAAACAAAACAAAAACAAUUGCUGCACUGGUUGGCAGGAAGGAAAUUUAUGCCAUCAACAAAGAUACAAAAGUGGAUGGUAGGUAUUAAAAGGUGAACUACCCCUGACUUAAAUAAUGACUAGGGCACUAUUAGCAAUACAUAUUUGUAUUCCUAAUGCUAUAGCGUUCCUUUUAAAUGAUUAGAUACAAAAUGGCACUGAAAUGUGUUGUUACCAGGUUACUGAUGAGGAAACACAGCAAAAUACUUUUGGUGGUGCCAAACAAAAGUAGAAUUGAACAGUUUGAAAAAAUGUUUCGGGGAAGCUUUUGUAAAAUUUACCUAAAUUUCAGUGAUGGCUGGUCCAUAGGGAGAGGUGAGGCAGCACCUUGGUAAAAAAUAUUGCUAAAAGAAAAUGUUUAUUAAAAAAUUUAAUAAAGAAUCAAAAAGUCUGUCAUGAUUAUUACGGCAGUUUCCAUCUCCUCUUUAUUAAUGAGUGGAGAUGCUGCUGAGAGGCCAAGCAACUUAUUCAUGUAGACUUUAUUUUUAAUUUUUUUUUUUUUUUUUUUUACAAAAACCCCAAUUAAGAUUUCUGAUAUCAGAAUCUUUAUGAAAUAAACAUAACUCUGUGUUUGGAAUUUCACUGAAAUUGCAACCCAGUCAAGAGAUAGACAGACAGAUACUUAAUCUCUCUCUGUAUUUCACCUCGACCUGACUUUUUUUAGACUCAGGGUGGAAAGCAUUGGAUUGGCUGAGAUCAUCGAGAUUGUUGAUCUCGGCUAUGGAAGCGGAACCAUCCGUGAAGAGAUGGGCACCGCAUGGGAGAAAAGGCAAGUAAUAUCACCUUUCUCAUGCGAUCUAAGGGAGGCCGAGGACCUAAAUGAUUAGGUAAACACUAUAGUGUUAGAAAUACAUGUUUGUUACUUAACAUAAAUGAAGUGCAAUCAGGUAGUCCUUGGCAGUAAGAGCAUAUAGUGCCAGGUGGCUGGCUGUUGCUUAAAGUCAAACUGUCUCAUUUUAGGUCAAAAUAGGAGAAUAAGACACGUAGCUGACUUGGAGAUUUGUUUUUGGCAAUUUCGUUAUUAUGGCAUAAAUGUGAAAUUCACUGUGAAUCCCUGACAAUUCACACUUUAGUAAAUAAUUCUGAAGAUAUAGAUGGAGCUUUGGCGGAACCACCGCCUGUUCGUGGGUUUUCCCUCUCUUUUACAUGUAUUCCCCCAGUAUGUUCACUUAUUGUGACCAUUCAUUCACCUCCCGAACGGUGACCGCCCCAAUCCCUCAUUUAGAAUGUUAGGUUAGAAUGUUCCCACCUCGCAACUUUGGUAUCAAAACCGUAAGGGAAACAAUUGAGUGCUUCCCUGGGUCGUCGCCGUUCGUAUAAACGAACGUCAUAAGGGAGAGCAUUUGUGGAUUGUUUCCCGCCUCAUUUGUUUCCCGAACGACCUCCCCGGUGCCCUAUUACAACUUUCACUCCAAUUAAUCAGAACGUUUGCACUCGCAACAUAGGUGUGAAUCCGCAAAGGAAGUCAAUAAUGGGUGCUUCCCUGGGUUGCUGACUAUCCUUCCAGGGGGAGCAUUCAUACCCCGAACAGGGACGCUUCCCUUGUCUUGGUUUCACACCAGGACCUCGCAAACGGAGACUAGUCAAUCAAGGGACCAAGGUGAGGGUCCCUGAGAUUGGUGUGGGUACUUUUAGGGCACUGGCGAGUUUUGCAAGCUCUCAUGGGCCUGAGGGACAAAGAGACUAGCUCUUUUCCCGUGGGCGAGCUUUUCUGUUGCCUGUGAGACAAAGGGACAGUCCCUUUUUCCCGUGCCAAGACUCCCAGUCACAGAAGCUCUUGGGAAGAAAACCCCUGGCGGUUGGUAUGGGAAAUCCUGUGGGUUUAGUGGCGGGCUUUGGGGACAAAGGGAGCAGUAUACCUUCCCCGCACUAGCUCCCCAGGGAGGGAGAGGAUCUUGGAAUGUGUCCUUGCAUGUUUGUACGGUAAACCUCUUGCAUAGGGUUAUGCAUAAAAGCGGUGUGUGGCCAAUAAAAUUGUUGUACCUCCAGGAGUGUGUGUCGUCUAGUUACUGGGGGGGAUGAAAAUGGGUCUCCUUAUGCCCUAACCGGUUCCCGGACGGCUAAAGUAAGGCAAUUAGCGGCGGUAACCAGUUGGGUUACCCUAGGUCUGCUACCGGAGCUUACAAAUGGCCUUACAUAUUCAUGAUAGACUUUCUUCCUUAAACCUAUAUAUUCUACACUGAAAACCAAAGUAUCGUCACAGGAUAAUUCAUACAAUUAGGAGUGUUUCACUUAACAGAUUGACCAGGAUUUCCCAAAGGGUCCUCAAUUUGUGGAUUGUAACCAUUUAUUUGCCAGGAGGUAAAGUCCAGAGACUUAAUGUGGUCAUUGUUCCCAGGAGACCAAACUAUUCCAUUUUAUCUGCCUCCAGUCUCCAGACACCAUGCAGAGAUCCCCUGAUUAACAGGAUCAAGGCAUUUUCUCUCCUUUCAUCCUCCCUUCUCCUAACUUUUAAAGACUAUUAAUUAGGUGGUCUUUCCUCUCAUUUAAAACUAACCUUUGCUGCCCAUUCUCAUUCCUGUGUUGCACUUAAGUGGUUACUUUAGAAGAAGAGGCUUUUAAGGGGUUUUAAACCUUAUCCUUAUCAGCUCUCUGAUUUGUGUAUCAGCUGAUGGAAAAGCUGUUCACUUACAAGUCUUCUUAUUUAUAUUGUGCACGUGAGUGCGGCUGAAUUCCUGUUAACCCCACAAUCUUACAGGUCACUGAAGAAGACUCCAGCUGGAGUUAAAACAUGUUUGCUGCUAGACCAAAGUAUUGUAUCUGGGACUGUUUCUUAUUUACCCUACUGUGUUUUAUUUCGGCUUUGUGCCUAGUAUAUUUUACUAUUUAUAGACUGCUUAUUGUCCCUGUUUUAAUUGUUUAUUUGUUUAAUACAUUUUGGAUUCUGCACUUUGUAUCCUGUGCUGCUCUCCUCAAGGAUAUCGUUUUAGCCUUUUUAGGCACCCCCCUGCAAAUUAUAUAGAGCCUGUGAGUUUUAUUCUACAUACGGGGUCUAUCAUUAUACAUAUAUAUACACAUUUUGCACAUGUUAUGUUUUUUGUGGUUUUUAGAUUGAUCCCAAAUUGUCACUUCGUUGACCGGUGCAGUAUUUAUUCUAUCGUUUUACGUUUGGCUCCCUGGUUUUUCUUUAACCACUUGUAUAUAUCUGACAAAAAAAAAGUAGCUUUUAUGUGCACAUUUGGAAACUCUUCUGGGUUCGGCAUGUGAUUCUGGCACAUGUAGGUGACCCCUUCUUCAGUGAGAAGAAAAGGGAGGGGUACACACUCUGGUUGCUUACACAUAUUGUUUGUGCCCUCUAUUUUGAAGUUUACUCCAUCCUUUUGUAAGUGCUCCUGUCUAUCGAAACAAACCAACCAAAAACAUUAUCAGCCAUUCCGAUUUCUGGGUUAAUUGUUCUCUGGUGUGCUAAUGUCUUGAAUUUGCAGCACAAUUAAGAUUUUGGCUAUUGCAAACAAAUGGUAAAGGGGGUACUGCAAUAGAGGAAGGUCAAUUCCUAAUUGAUUCCCGGUCCACCUUUAAACGCUAAAUUUGGCCCCGACUUGCGCCUUAAUAUGUAAGACACAAAUAAAACCAUUUGGAGCAACUUUAGUUUCUGCACAGAAACAUUUCUCCGUGUCCUAUUGUGACGCACAGUAUCCCUUUUAAUUCUGCUGAUUAUUAAGAUGUAUGUUCGUUAAUCACAUCAGUUGGAUUCAUAUGUUGUAAACUAAUAGGACUUAAUGUUAUAUAAAUUAAAUUACAAAAAAAAAAUCCAGCCACUAGCUAAAACAAUCUAGGAAAUAAUCUUAUUACUCACACACGUGAUACAUUAACGGACAAUGCAGCAGCGGCAGGAUGGGAAAGAGCGAUUUCGAGAGCCUACUGGAAUAAACAUCGUUAAAAAUGUAGUUCGUAGCAUUCCAUUUAGUUUAACUCUUUGUAGAGCCAGAAUUGUUAGCAAUGCGUUAUGUGCUCAGUGUAUUGACCGUCCUCUACGGAUAAAACUAGAAGCACUCUAAGUACCAUAACCACUACAGUUAAUUGUUGUGGUUAUCCUCUGAGCCCACGGUUGCAUAGAUAGCAGGUUGUUCAUGGAAAGGAGAGGUCCAUAGGUUUCUAACACCAUAACCAUUGUUAUUUGAUGUUACGAAUGUGCUAUUUUUCUAUUCCUCUUCUUCUGUCUUUCUCGCUUGCCAGAGACUGUUUUCCUCUUGUGUUCCAAAGAAGCAGAACAGCAUGAUUUUGCCCUUCAGUAUUUAAAUGGUUACCCCAAGACCACUUGUGUGAUUUGAAGUGGUUAUGGUGCCUGGAGUCUGUAGCUGCAGCAUUUCAUUAUGAAACACUACCCAUACAAACUUUAAAGGACCACUCUAGGCACCCAGACCACUUCAGCUUAAUGAAGUGGUCUGGGUGCCAGGUCCAGCUAGGGAUAACCCAUUUUUUCAUAAACAUAGCAGUUUCAGAGAAACUGCUAUGUUUAUGAAUGGGUUAAGCCUUCCCCCUAAUCCUCUAGUGGCUGUAUCAUUGACAGCCACUAGAGGCGCUUGCGUGCUUCUCACUGUGAUUUUCACAGUGAGAGCACGCAAGCGUCCAUAGGAAAGCAUUGUAAAUGCUUUCCUAUGCACCGGCUGAAUGCGCCGCAUUCAGCCGACGGGGAGGGAGGAUCGAGGAGGAGCUCUCCCCAGCGCUGGAAAAAGGUAAGUUUAACCCCUUUUCCCCUUUCCAGAGCCGGGCGGGAGGGGGUCCCUGAGGGUGGGGGCACCCUCAGGGCACUAUAGUGCCAGGAAAACUAGUAUGUUUUCCUGGCACUAUAGUGGUCCUUUAACUCCUUAGCUGUGGUUGUUAUGAUACUUGGAGUAAACCAUUAAUCUAAAUCUAAACACAUUCAUUGUAUUUUAAAGACACAUUAUUGGGAGUAUUAUGGCUGUGGAGCUCUGUUUUGCACUAAGACACACCAACAAUAUGGAGCUCCUAAAAAAGAGGGACAGAGGUAUUUGUCCCAAAAUAAGGACUGUCCCUCCUUUAAUUUUCCAUAUUUUGUACAGGUGGAACACAAAUAUCGCACAUCAGUCUUGGUUAUUUAUUUUUAUUUGCCUGAAAAUAAAAAAAGCUCAUAAAUAUUUAUUCAUUAAAUGGUGAAUUGUGUUGAGUUGAGAACUGCAUAGCAAAAAAUUUUUUUUUUGUGCAAAUAAAUUAUUUUGGUCUAGUUUUUUUGCAUUUAAAUUCAUUACCAUUCACUGUUUCUUGUUUAAAGUAUAUACACCUUGUAGUCUUUUUUUGUUUUAAAUUUGAUACAUUUAAAUGGUUUUUAGCAACACAUGUGGAUAUCCGAGUAAUUUCUUGGUUGGUAUGAAAAUGUAUGCUAUGCCACUCUGCACCAGAUGUAUAAAUGACAGAGCAGUCCUUCACCCCCCCCCGUCCUCCCCCCCCAUACUCUGUGUAUAUAUAAGCUCACCCCCAAAAGCUCAGUUCAAUGCGCCAUAGUGCCCCAGUGCAAAGCAUUAUGGGAGGAAAUGGAUAUUCACGCAUCUGUUUGAGUUGGCCAUGUUUCUAGUCUUACUGCUAUUUUAACCAUACGAGAUAAUCUCACUGCCAGCCAAAUGUGCAGCCACUGUAUAUAAGAAAACAUUUCAAGUAUGUAACCCCUUAUCAAGGCCGGAAUGACAAUAUUACUGUGUAGUUAGUCUGGCGGUACGUGGCCACUAGUACCCUAAACCCGGUUAAACAAAAUAUUUACGUAUGCAUUCACUCUGCAGCUGGAUAUUAAAACUCCACGUGGGUUAUAGUAAAAAAAAAAAAAAAUUUAAAAAAUUAUUCCAAAUUUUGUAAAACAUCACAGACAGGGAAAAUUAAAGGUGGGGAUACCAAAAAUACCUUAAAUCAGCAUAUUUUUGCUGUUAAGAAUUUUAUUUGCUAGUUUCUGUAACCAAUGAACCCUCAGAGUCUCCAUUCUGUUACAGAACUUCGAUUGUGUUGACCCCUAUACAACAUUCUUCAUCAAAGAACCCUAUUUAACUAAAACUGCUCCCAGCUGUGGAAUGAUGUAUUGUUCCUGUGGAGAUCAAUGAGGUCUUUCAGGUGAGUCACAAGAUGACUCUGUGAAAUUAAAUUUUCACCUGUAGGGUGUGAACUGGAGUGAGCUAUUGCAAAACAAUACAGUGCUUUUCCAAACUAAAUGGGGGGCCCGUGUGUACAGUGUGUUGUACUUGCAGUACAGAGCUGUAACGCAAUACAAAAAAAUGGCACAGAGCAGGGAUAUACUUUGCAAAAUUCACCCUUGUGCUUUUGUGACUUGUUUAGAGUGAUUCCUUCCACUUUUCUUUGUUGAUCUCUGCACUUUCUCAUAAUUUAUUUUCAGAACAUAUUCAAUACCCAGGGUGGUCCACUUUUCUUCUAGAUGGUCUGUCUGGAACUGUGGCUUUUUUGAUUAUUUCAUUGGUCAUUUCUGAACAAACCUAUUGUAGUUUAAAGUUCUAUCACUGUACAUUUUAUGGCUGUGGAACGUACAUACAUUUGUAUACACACCCAAGAUUCACUUUGAGGGAGGUAUACAACAAGUAUGUUUCUCCAAAGGCCACAUAUCCUGACAUUAGGCCCAAAGCUUCGAAAAAACACUGGUAGGGAUGGGAUUUAGGUGGAACACUGCACGUUUUACAUAUGAGAAAAACUAAACAAAGAAGUGACCUACAAUCUAAAUACUCCUGUCUAGCAUUAAAGUCACAGCCAGAAGCCAAUUUCCAUGACUUAAAAUGAUUUUCUUUUUCUCUUUCCUGGCUCGAGAUUGCUUCUGGAAUGAAUGGCGUGCUCAGCCAGAGCACAGAAUUUUUUCUUUUUUUUACCCACAGACUUAGCAUGCCUACCACAUAGUAUAUUGUUUCCUGUUCUAUUUUGGUCUGUACCACAGAUCUGAAUUGUAGAGGAAGAAUUACAAAUGAAUUUUUCCUAUCGACAGACCCUGCCAUUUCCAAGUGUGCUUGUUCCUCCCAAAGCAUCCUUGAUCUAAUGACCUGAUUCUUGCAGGCUGUGUCAGAGCUUCCUUUAAUCACUAAGUGAACUGACUGUGCUCUUAAGACUCAAGUAGUUAAAGGGACAUUUCAGCAUGGUUUACAGCAAUAUUUUAGAAUGCAAAAAGAAAUAUAUAAUAUUUAAGAUUUUCCCAUGAUAAGCCAUGCUAUAACAGUCAACUGCAGCACUUGUGUAGGUUAAAAGCUACUUGCGUAAAGAAAGCAUAAGCCCCCUCUAAAAUGACUACUCGAAAUACAUGUGAGCAUAGCUCAAUACCCAACUGACAUUCAAGGUAUCCUACAGUGCAUUUGCAGAAUAUGUGCUCGUUUGAGCAGGGUCCUCAACUCAGUGGUGGAUCCAGAGCCUGAUCUCGGGAUGGGCACUUGUAGAUUAUUUAAAGAAAUAUUCCAGGCACAAUAACCACUACAGCUCAGUGUAGUAGUUAUGGCACCCGUAGUGCCAGGAUCCCAUCCCAGAGUAAGUAGUCAAACCGUUUAAGAACAGUUUGACAACUUACCUGGGGUCUGCUGGGAUAUAGGGCAUAGGAGCAGUGGUAUGUGUUAGGGGUGAAUUGUGUGUAAAAGGUGAAGUGUAUGUCAGGGUUACAGUGUAUGUGUGGGGCAGUGUGUGUGUGUGUGUAUGUGUGUGUGUAUGGGGGGCAGUGCGUGUGUGUGUGUGUAUGGGGGGCAGUGUGUGUGUGUGUGUAUGGGGGCAGUGUGUGUGUGUGUGUGUGUGUGUAUGGGGGGCAGUGUGUGUGUGUAGUGUGUGUGUAUGGGGGCAGUGUUUGUGGGGCAGUGUGUGUGUGUGUGUGGGGGGCAGCGUGUGUAUGGGGGCAGUGUGUGUGUGUGCAUGGGGGGCAGUGUGUGUUUGUGUGUGUGUAUGGGGGCAGUGUGUGUUUUGGGGGCAGUGUUUGUGGGGCAGUGUGUAUGGGGGCAGUGUGUGUAUGGGGGCAGUGUGUGCAUGGGGGGCAGUGUGUGUAGUGUGUAUGAGGGGCUGUGUGUGUGUAUGGGGGAAGGAGGGUAGGGAGGCUUUAAAAAAAUUUUUUUUUUAAUUAAUAAAAUAUUCAUUAUGUCCCCCCUCCCUUCUUACCUUUACUGGGAGGAGGGGGGGGGGCAUUUCUGGAUCCCUGGUGGUUCCAGUGGUGGCGAGGUGAACUCUAGCCCGUGCUCCAUGCUCGCGAGAGGAGGAGCUGCAGGCCGAGCUCCCGGGUCCUCUCUCCCUCCCAUGCCAGCUGUCAGCACGGUGCCUGCGGACUGGGGAGGGAGAUCUAUCUCCCUCCCCGGUCGGCAGGCACAUUGCAGGGCUGGCACUUGGACAAUGCCAGUCCUGCAUUAGCCGGCAAGGGAGAAUCUCGGGGGGGUGGGGGGGCAAUUGCCCCGUUGCGCCCCCCCGGAUCUGCCACUGCCUCGACGACUCCUGUUGCUGUACGUCCAAUUUGUUUUGUUGCAACUACUAGCUUUUAGUCCAGCUGUUGUACAGCGCUGCAGAAUACGUUGGUGCUUUAUAAAUAAUAGAAUAAUAAUACAUAGGACAUUGUGGGGGUCCUGCUCUGCAGAUAGAUGCCUGUUUCCUAUGAUAUGGCUGCCAGAGACCCGGCAUAGUCAGUAGACCUCCAAGUCAAAUGUACUACUUUUUAUAAAUAUGUGAAAAAACAGACUGGCACUCAAAAUACCUAAUUUAUUACAAUGUAAAGGACAAAUGGCAUUCCUUAGCAUCCAUGUAAUUGUACGUUAAGUAAAGAGGUGUUUGUUUACUUAAUGGUCCCGUUCCCAGUCAUUUACUUUAAGCAACUGGAUGUCACUCUGGCCAGCAAACUAUGGGAGUCAUGUUCAAGUGUGUGUGUUUAUUUUUUUUUUUUCUUUCUGCCAUUUUAUAUAUUACUCUCUUUUGAUUUUUGUAUUUGCUCCUUUUUGGGUAAUGAUUCACCAAAUAAGACAGUAGGUGAUAAAGACCAAUAAAAAGGCUCGCUAUAGACCCACUGCUGUCCUGACCCGUAAACAAAAGGCCCGGUGCAGACUGUAUCUGCCAAUUGGUUUAAGGUCUGCUUCAAAGUAUCUGUGUCAUCACAUAGUUGCCUUCUCUUGAACUCUGAUACAAUUCAAACAUCCUGCUAUUUGCACGGUCAAUAAUUCUUGCUGUCUCUCAAAGUAGGAGGCUCAGAGUCUUGGAAUACAGUUGGGGUCAUAUUUCCGGUCUGUUUACUGUCCCCAGUCUUCUAAGAAUUGUAAAAAUGCUAGGGACACAGGACCACCCACAGCACAGCAAUAGUCCCUACUUGGUCUUAAAGGAGAAGAUCACUUUUCUGGAAAUUUAUGGCAUUGAAUAAACCUGUGAAAAUCGCCUGUAGCUCAAGUCAACCUUUUUUUCCUGUUGCCGUCACAAUGCUCUGUGUUAAUAUGGGGGCCAUCACAUCAGCCCUAUUGUCGUACAGUUUGUAGUAUCGAUCUGCCGUUUCUCUCACACCAUUAAUCGCACGCUGUAGAUGUAAAGACAUAACAGCACAUUAUGACCGCUGACUUACACUGACUCUCAGGUCCUGACAAGUUACCGGAGCUAUACAUUUCAGGCCGAGGCCUGCAGAAUACGUCACCUGCAGAUAAUGUACUCUUUCGCCUUCCUUGAGGAUACAAAUGUGACCUAAUACUGACUGCCUCAUACCUUUUUUUUUUAAGGGGCAAUUGAACACCUAUAAAUCACUUCAGCUUCCUGCUUUAUGGGUGAGGAGUAUCCCAUUAAAAACGCAUUUAAUAAAAGUAUUGUCUCUUUUAUUAAAUAGUGAAAGGUUUCCUUAUGGCUUCUGUUAAAGGAACACUAUGUAUUCCUAACACUAUGUUGUCCAUCUGCCUCUGCGUGCCCCCCAAUCAUGAAAGUAUUCACUUACCUGAUUCCAGAGCUGUGGUCUCUCGGGAUCCUCCUCCCACAACAUCAGGCAUCUGGGAUUUGUCCGCCUUUUACCUAAAGUGGCCAGUCUGGUGAACAAUGGUACCGGCUGGCUGACCACCCGCUCAGGAAGCUGUGUAGCCGGCUGCCCGGCGGGAGCAUGGAGGCGGCUGGCUCAGGAAGCUGUUUAGCUGGUCGCCCGCGGGAGGUAUGGAGGCGAAAGCUCAGCAAGCUGUGUAGCUGGCCAACCGGGGGGACAUAGAGGUGGCUAACUCGGGGUGCUUUGUAGCCGGCCGCCUGUUAUGGAGGCGGCAGGCUGGGGCAGCGUGCGAAGGAGCUGUCUUCCUGCAGCUCCUCUCUGCUCCCUCGCGCUGUGUAAUGGAGCCGGAAUAUGACAUAAUUCCGGACCCGGCAUGAUUUCAGACAGUGCGAGGGAGCAGAGAGGAGCUGUAGGAAGAUCACUGCUCCCUCGCACCCAGGAAUAUCAGCCCCACUGGGCCUCAGGGAAAGUCCACUCAGCUCUCUCAAAGGUAGGGAGGAUGGGUGGAUUAGACUUAAAAAUAUAAAUGUGUAAGUGUUAGAGAAAGUGUGUCUGUGUAUAUAUGUCUGUGUGUGUGUCUCUUUGAAAAGGCAGCGUUUACAUUGAAAAAGGCUACAGGACAGGCUAUAAGCACCAGAACAACUACAUUAAUCUGUAGUGGUUCUGGUGACUAUAUUGUCCCUUAAAAAAAACUGACUUUUUUUUUAGCUGGCUCCUAGAUUCCAAACAAAUUUGUCAAGCCCUGCCCUCAAUUAAUACAUGCCAAAAAAAUGCAGGUGUGUGUGUGUGUGUGUGUUCAUUGGAGAUAUAUCUACUAAACAGUCUUUUCCUUUAAAAAAAAUUAAAUUGCGGAGUGGUCCUUUAACAAACUGCGUAGUGAUUUUCUUUUUCCCACCACUUCUUUAAUAAUCUUUUGCUCUACCAGGUAGCUCACUGCUCCAAGUACAGUAUGAAAGGCUUGCGAAAAUUAGUACUUGGUAAAAUCCGCUCCGCUUUUCUUUUUCAGGUUUUUAGCCCUCAACCCCUCUGUUCCUGUAUGUCCAACUUGUCUGGUUACAACUGCAUGUCUGUUCGUCCACCCAUUGUAAAGCGCUGCGGAAUUUGAUGGCGCACUAUAAAUAUAAUAAUAACCGCAGUAAACAUUCAGCAAAUAUGACAAUUUUUUAUCUGUAAUACCGAGCUUUAUACAAUCUUUCUCUCCUUUUACUCUUCAUAUAUUUUGAUGGCAUAGGCACCGAGGGAGAUGGUACAGAAGCUUUGUUUAUAUACAAAAGAAGGUUAUUUUGUAUAAAUGUGUUUUCUCUGCUAUAAUUAUGGUUAUCCUUCUGGUAGUACAGUGCAUACUAACAGAUCAUUGCGUAGCCUAUUUGUGCAUACAUGUGGGGUUAAACUUUGACUUCGACUUUAUCAUUUUAAAUGUCCUUGAUUUGUAAACUUGAAAAGACAAUGAGUCUGUUAUGUUUUGUAUAUUUUUUUUUAUUUCCUCCAUGUGCAAUGUGCUGUUGAGUCCAAGAUAUGAACACGUUGCUGUUCUCGAUUGUUAAAGGUGACAGAAUUGACCGUUAUUGUUGCACAGUGGUUACUGAAUAAGAUGCAUUUUACAAAACAUUGAAUACCCUGAAUGUGGCCCGUCUAUAGCCCUCAGGGCCUGGUAUUUCCUGUAUUUGUCUGGCACUGUUUGUUUUUAUUAUUGAGAAGGCUCUGUGCCAUUCAGAAACCUGGGCUAAACCUGUAGGAUUUGUACCAGUUGGUGCUACCCACAUAACUAACGGACAUUGUGAAAUUCUGUAGAUAAAUGCUAUGCUGUAUCUUGGCUAUAAAUACCAAUGUCAUAAAAUUUAAAGGGGAUUUAUCGUUCAGCAAUAUGUUUAUAUCCUGUUUUAUUCAUCCUCUAUAUUUAACUGAUAUGGUUUGUUUGUGUUUUUUUGAGUACCUCCAUCUUUGCUCCCCGUUAUUCAUUGUUUUACGCUCUGUCAUUUUCUGUGACCAUUUUCAUUUUUCCUUUUGUUAAUGACCACACACAAAGAGGCAGAAAUUAAAUGUUAGGCCCGUAGGAUUGGGCUUGGAAAUAGUAUUAAUUAAAUGGGUGUAGACUAGGAGACAACACCUUAAUUACAUAUACCAUUAUGUGCCUGUGCCCUAGAGACACUAGAAUUCUAAUGAAUCCAAGCAAUGAGCUAGUGACCUCUGAAUUAAGGUAGAGAGCUGAGCCAACCUAGUGCUGUGAUUAUCUAGAAUAUGUUAAGAGUUCAUCUAGGCUAGUAAACACUAGCCUUGAAACAUGCUGCCCAAAUGUUUUGCUAUUACAGGACAGUUCUGAUUUCAGGGUCCUGUCCUGCCAUCCUACAUUUUGUUCCCUGUUGUUCUGCAUUCGGGGGCACCUGGGAGCUGUCCUUGUGCAGCCCAGAGCCAGCACUUCAUUACAUGCGCUUGUGCUGUGCAGCAGGCAUUCGGACCAUACACACAGGGCCUGAUGGGAGUCUGUCUGUGAACCUGGCAGCCUUGAUGCCAGCCUGACAUGCCCUUCAGUGGGUGGACCUGCAAACCUUUCCCUAGGAAGGCCUGUCGUCCCAUUCCCCUUCUUCCUGUUGCAAAAUUUGGAGGUAUGCAUUGAUUUUACAGUUUUCCUUUCCUUAUGCACCCCUGUAUCUUCAUGCUUAUCUUCAGGUCUUCACCCUUGACUUUUUAUCUUUUUUAUUUAUUUUUUUUUUUUUUAUCUUUUCUUCCUUGCGCUGGAUCUCAAUGUCUGUGUGCAACCAUUUUGUUCUUUAGCGCCCAUGUCGUCUGCAGUUUGCACUUUUGUUGGAUUCAUUUUACUGAUCGAUUGUGGGUAAAUUCUGAUUGGCACUUCAACCCGAACCUUUCUUCGAGCUUAAUUCCUUGUCACGUUUUCUCAACUUGACUGCUAUACAUGUGGGGGGAAAAAAAGUAGUUCUUGUAUUUCUGUAUGUAUUCUCUGAAAACUAGAGAGCUUAGGAAACACAAAGAGUUAUAUAGAAGCAGAUUAGAUAACGGUUAUUCAUAGUGACAGAACUGCCAUGUUGGAUUUAGGCCGUGUCCACCUGCAAUCCCGGUUGGAUCGUGAUUAACUUUUAUACAGUACACAAUUAUCUCCUCUAUCUGUGUGUGUAUUCUAAAACAUGUGUUUAUGAUAAGGCUUAUAAUGUUUGAGUUUAGAAUGUCAAUUACUGAGCUUCUAGCCAAGGGGAAGACAGUAAGUCCUAUCAGCACUAUCUUGGCAGCUGUGAGUGUCACACAGGGAAGUUGCUGUGUGAUGGUAUAUUUGUCUUUUCAAUGGGUGAAAAUAGCUGUGGGGUUUCAGUAACAAGGGUGUGUUGUAUUAGAUUCUCUGUGUGAAACAGGCCCCGGGCAGUUCUGUCUGUUAGUCUGUGUGAAUCUGAUAGAACUAUCUGUUUGUCAGAGAUUGAGGUCAUUCUGCUAAAGAUACAGGACUGCAACAUUUACCCAGAGAGCAAGUCGCAAAAACAAUAAGUAAUUAAACACACGGAUAAUACAAUCCAUUGAAAUGUAUUACUUCUGUAAAUGUACUGUGAAGCUCCUUCCUGAAUUGUUGCAUUUCUGUGAUAACCACGCAGUUCGUUUUGUUGUAUGUUGAAGCUGUUUUAAGGAUUGGCCCUAACUCUUGGUUAAUUUUUAUUUGUAAUUUAAGGAUGCUACAUUUUAUUUUUCUAGGGUUUAGGUUUUUGUUUUGUUUUUUAUCCACUUUCUUUAGAAAUGUUUCCAAAGUUUCCAACUUUGUGCUCAGCUCAUUCAGUUAUUUAAAUUAAAAGAAGCUACCAUAAGCAGCUAUUUGAGUAUUUAAAACAUAUUUUUGUCCUAGAGGGUCCUUAGACCGCGCCUGGGUCCGUAGAGAACUCCCUGGUCCUCUCUCUUCCCUCUCCUCUCCACUCCCCACCCUACAGUCCUUCCACAAGCUUUUCUGUCCUUGGAUGGUUCUAGAAACUAAGUAGGCUUACCUAGGAAGUUUUAAAGGGGGGGGGGGGAAAACUCAUCAUAUCGGGGUCUUUCACAUGAUUAUACAAUCUUCCCAGGGUAUGGACACGUGUUCCGCUAGAGCCAAGGGAUCUUUCUGUCCUAUAUUUCUCUUCUACUAAUUUUUUCGACUAUACUUAAAAACAAAACAACAAAUGAAAAAUGUGGGUUUCAUAUAGGUAUCGAUAACAAGGUGUGUGAAUAUUCUAAUGACGUGAAUUAAAGAUAUGAUGUUCUGUUUAACGACUAUGAGUUGCACCUCUUGAUGUCAUAUAUUGUUUCAUUCUUCGUUCCUGUGCCAUGUGUAUAGUGGUGUUCUGUAAUGAGUAUCACUUUGUUGUGCUAUUUUUGACCAAAAAUAAAGAUAUAUUUAAAAAAAAAAAAAAACAUAUUUUUGGGUCGACAAAUAGCUUACUGAAAAUUGUGGGAAAUGUAGUCCAAAUGUGUAGCGUUAGCACUAGUGGUGAUUAUGAUUCAAGCCAAAUCAACCUGAUAAAUGUUUUUUUUUAUUAUCUCUUUCAGUCUUACUUUGUUUCUGACUAUGAUCCAACAAUUGAAGACUCGUACACCAAAAUCUGCAAUAUUGAUGGGAAGCAAACCCGACUGGAUAGUAAGUAUCUGUUGCCCAGGAGUCCAUGCAUGAUAUGGUGAGGUUUCUUAUAGGGCAAUGUGUAAAAAAUGUUAAAAUUCCAAGAAAUCAUUGUAGACCAUAGAUGAGAUAUUUAUUCAUACAUUAUGUAACAAACCUUUAAAGGCCAGCAUUCAGUUUUUUAGUUUUAGAUAUCAAGAUAACCAUAUCGAGGUUUGCUUCACUAGCCAAUAUCCAAGUUCCAUGCAGCUGUAAAAACACAGCACAAGAACUUAAUGCGGGGCUUGACAAACUUGUUUGGAAUCUAGGAGCCAGCUAAAAAAGUUAGGAGCCAGUUUCUUUUUUUUUUUUUUUUUUUUAUGCUAACAAAGUUUAAUUUUCAACAAGAAAAAUGCAAUUCUUAAAGGGACACUAUAAUCACCAGAACCACAAUAUAUUAAUGUAGUUGUUCUGGUACCCUCUAGCCUGUCCCUGUAACCUUUUCAAUGCUAAAACUACCUUUUCUGAGAAAAGGCAGUGUUAACAUUGCUGCCUAGUAACACCUCUGGUGACAGUUACUCAGGUGGCCACUAGAGAGUCCUGUGUGCAGUACCUAUGUUCAGUGUCUCCAAGCUCUGCAUGGAGGCGCUGAAUGUUACCCAUAGAGAACAUGCACAAUAUCCUCACAAUACUUUCCUAUGGGAAAGCAUUGGCUUAGCUGAGAUCAUACAGAUUGACCGGCUGCUGAGUGGAUCUUUCCUUGGGGUCCAGUGGGGCUGCUGUCUAAUCUUCCUGCAGCUCCUCUCUGCUCUCUGUAGUGAUGCCCGGGCCGGAAUGGUGUCAUAUUCCGAUUACCGGCAUCACUAAACAGCGCACGAGGGAGCAGAGAGGAGCUGCAGAAAGAUUACUGCUCCCUUUCGUGCUGCAUCAGCCAGCCGCCUCCAUGCUUACAACCGCAACCACCUGCACUGCACUCCCGGCCGGCUCCGUUUUUCCCUUUAGCUCAAGAGCUGACAAAUCCCUGGCGCCCAAGCCCUGACUUACUGUAAUAACUAAUAACAACCGAUGCCUAAAAACUACUUGCUUCAUGGAAUUAAGAGUACGGGGUAAGUACACGGACAUCCGCUUAGCUUAUUCCCUACUAAUGGUGGGUCCUACAUAAAGUUGCAGGAAUAAUUUGAUGGUUCAACUUGGUGGCUUCUGGUUUGGCAACGUAUUCGUGGAUAUCAUGUUCAAGUUUCCUGGGCAGGAGACAUGUAACUCUGCACACUCUCCACCAGUUCUGUCCCCAUCCUACCUGAUUUCAGGCUACCCACUUCCAGCAGGAGGAAGGUGGAAAUUUCUGGGUCUGACACUCUACCAGUGUCAUGAAAUCCUUGCAGACUUAAUGAACAAUGGUGGAAUCCUAUACCAGGAGCUAAUUUUCUUAAAUGCCAGAAUACUACUCUAGGGCUACGGUAUUUACAUGCAAUUUUGUUUAUUUAGUUUUUUUUCACUAUUUGUAUCUGUGUGUAUUGUAUUUGUGUGCAAAUCAGACCAUAAUAUGUUAGAGGUAGAAGGUGUAUAAUGUUACUUCUCUAUGGGCACUAGAUACCUGGGCUCAAGGUAAGCUCUCCUGCCUGGGUGUGGGCUAUGACAAAUCCUGCGGGAGUAUUCCAGGAAUCUGCAGAAUGUGACACUGUGAUCUUUGCAAACAGUGUCAGUCUACAGAAAUGCAGAAACGUGAAGCAGAGGAUGUUGGCCUUUUUUUAUUUUAUUUUUUCCUUUUACAUUCAGAUUGAUUUCUCACUCAAUGUAGUCAUAAUUAAUUACUCAGAUCGGAUAUAUUAAAACAGAUCUUUUUUUUUUUUUUUUCAUUUUCUUAUAUAGCAUCAUACCAAACAAAAAUAACAAGUUUUUAAUAGAGGAAAUAAAAUGUAAGUUUCUCUUAUCGGGUAAUUACAGACAGGAAGCACUGUCCCUGGGACUGCCAACCUCUCGUUUAACAUUCCCUGUAAUUCCUAACAGCAGCACUGGCCUCUAGAACUCACUCACAUACCCUGAUGUCUCUAGUUGACCUUUGACUCAUGACCAUUGUUACCCACCAAGAAAUCUAAUCUUAACGAGGCAGUCUUAGUUGGGUGUCACAUCCUGCCCAUGAUUAGUGAGAUUUACACAUCUGGGCUCAGCUAUUUGCAGAUGUCCUCAUUAAUUCAACCCCUUUUUCAUUUAUGGUAUGCCAGGAGAUACGAAAGGAAGAGAGCAUCAAACGUUCUCUUCAGCUCCUUUUCUGGCAUAUCCGUAAUGUGAGAGCGAAUGAAUUAAGGAGAGAAGCCUGGGCUAGUAGCUGGAGUAAAUCCCAACCAAAUUGAUUAUAGAAACCCUAACCCUCGCUCUAAUCCUAAAAUUAUGUGAUCUGAAAGAUACAGAAUGCUGACAUAUGUAUGUUGGUGGAAAUCAUGCCAUAUUGGGGUUCUAGAGAGUUUAAAGUUAGUUUAUUAUGAUGGUUCCAGAAACAUUUCCUUUACUGUUUGUAUAAUGAUACAAAUAGAGCUAUUCACUAAACUGAGAAACGUAAAAGUGAAUUUCAAAUUUAAGGCCCGAGUUGCCGAAUUGACAGCAUAGCUUACUUAGAGAAUUCUUCCAGUUCGGCUCUUUUCCACUGACUUUGAAACGCGUGCACACACACGCACGUCUUUUUGUGUACAGCACUGUGGUUUUUAAAAUGCAUCACCGCAGGACAUCAUAACUGUGUGGUUACUUUUUGUAAGGGGAAGUAUAUCUUAACAAAAUCAUUUGCAGAAAUGUUUCACUUCUGCUGCUAUUAUCAUAAUUAGACCUAACCGUCGUGUAAAUGUCUCUUGGUCUAUGGGAGCGUAGCAGUCUGUUCAUUGUAGUUCUUUUCCCACCAAUGGUGCUGAUCACAGAGUGCAGCCGAACAGCAAUUAGCGGAUUAAACACAUCCUGUUUAUUCAUUAAUAACUGCAAAUUUACAUGCCUAACUAGUCAAACUAGAAAAAUUAUGCAAAUCAAUUAUUUUCCUGCUCACCUUUUUUGACUUAAAAUGUUAAAGGAUCAUUAUAGGAUCAGGAACACAAACAUGUGUUCCUGACCCUAUAGUGUUAAAACCACCAUUUAGGUGGCUUGGCCCCCUAUAAAAGUAUAAAACUCACCUUAUUUCCAGUGCCGUGCGGGUCCGCUGGCACGGGCCCCCGCUCCCUUUGUGACAUCAUCAAAAUGGCAGAUUUUUUUUAGCCAAUCCAAUGCUUUCCCAUAGGAAAAGCAUUGUUUGGCUAAAAUCGACAUGGGGGCAGGCCCAAAUGCAGUUUUGGCCAAUUAGGGGAACUAUUAUACUGAAGGGAACUAUACUGACCAGAACAACUACAUUAAUCUGUGGUUGUUCUGGUGACCAUAGUGUCCCUUUGAGUGCCAUUGUCAGUUCUUCACCGCUCUCGCUCUUGAUCCUAUCUAAUUAUGUUUGAGAUUCAGUCUUUAAUGGGACCCUAUAGCCACCAUCACCACUUCAAUUAGAUGGUGUGGUUAUGGUGCUUCUUAUCUUCAAUUGUUAGUCCAAUAGUUUAGAUUUAAUAGCAACUGGCAGGCCAAAAUUUUCAUUUAGCUUUUUUUAUUUAUUUUUUUCCAUGUUUGUUUUUUAUUGAGUUUUUGCAUGGUAAAAAGAAUAGGGAUACAGAAGGGAAAGUGGGAUUGGGGGUGCUUAUUUCCAUGUUACCCAUCACAAUUGACAAAUCGCAAUAUUACAAUCUCAUAUACAUUCGGUGCUAGACAGUAUAUACUGUUUAUAAUAUGGAUAAGGUGUGAUGUGCAUUAUUGUUUAGACAUUAGUGAAAUGGUAUCCUUGAUGGUAUUGUUGGUUGGCCCUCCCUUUAACAACUGAAAAGUAUGGUGUCAGAACUUUUCUAGUGUGUUCGUUUUUGUAUGCAGGAGCCAUGCACCUGUUAGAUUUGUGGAAUUGUGGUGGGGUAGUAGGGGGUGGGGAGCGGGGGGAAACUAAAAAGUUCUAACUUGUUACUUAAGAUGAACUCUUGAUGAAAUGUCUUCGGAAAUAUGCCUUAUGUGUAGAAUAGCCAACUAAGCUAGGAUGGGGUUUUGUCCCUUGGUCCUGUAUUUUCUGGGUAUAGGUUGUGCGGGACUAUGCCUGUGCCCACUAGGUGGUGUUUUUGAGGGUUUUUUACUGCCGUACGGGAUGUGUGCCAGCUUGCCCAUCUUUUGUCAUAUUUUUCUAUUUGACCAUUCAUUCUAUACGCCAUUAAUUCAUAAUCUGCUAUGGAGUCCAAUCUGUUCCAUAUCUCAGAGGGGGAGGGAGGGUGUUUCUUCUUCCACUGACUGGCUAUGCUAGUUUUUGCAGCUGUUAACAGGUUUAUAAGGACAUAGCUAGUAGUGUCUGAUAGCAUUCUGGUGUACUUGGUCAUUUCGCUUUUUUUAUAGGUCAGAAAAGCACAACUGGCAAACAAUACUUGGCAGUUGAUACCAGUUUGACGGUUUUGACGUUUAAUUUGCAGUUUUUCCUUGUUUUUACAAUUCAGUGAAUAAAAUGCAGUUCCUGGAAAUUGAUGUAUUUGUUAUGCUCUUUCCUUGCUAUUAGUUUUGGACACUGCGGGGCAAGAGGAGUUUGGUGCAAUGAGGGAACAGUACAUGCGCACAGGCGAGGGUUUCCUUCUUAUCUACGCAAUUAAUGAUCGAGGAAGGUAUGUGGAUUCAAUUCGGUCUUAACGUGAUGUAAUCAUUUAUUUCAGCCCAUGGUUUUUCUAAUUUUUUUUUUUUUUCUUCAAGAAAAUAUUCUCUCUCUGCCUCCCUCCUCUCUCUGCCCCCUCCCCCCUCUCUCCUCUCUCUCUGCCCCCUCUCUGUCUGCCCCCCCCUCUCUCUCUGCCCCCCCUCUCUCUCUGCCCCCCCCUUCUCUUGGAGUGGAGCCAGCACAGUUUUCCCACCACAUUAAGAUUUGCUAUAUUGUGUUUUACUUACUCUAAUCUAUACAAGCACCAUAACCGCUGUAGUUUGCCAAAAUGGUGACAUGGGUCCUCUGGCGCUGUCUCUGGAUACAAGCAAAACUGGUUUCAAAUGACUUGAUAAGUAUCUGGGUCCCCUCUUCAGAUAUCACUACCUUAGAGACAUCCGUUCUGCCUGCCUUUUGUGGAAAUGUAUUAUGACGAGAAUGUUGGUUGACACUGUAGUGGUCAUGAUGCUUAGUGCCCCUUUAGCAAGCUGGUAUACCUUUUUAUAUUAUAUUCUAUCAUAUUACAAUUGAAGUAUGCGUAACUGAGAUGCUCUAGUUGAAUAAUGGGUUGCCAAGCUUAUGCCAUGUACAUUUUUUUUUUUUUUGUCAAAAAAUGUGUUAAGAACCACCAUUUAAUGUAUAGCUUUCCUUUUGUGUAGUCCUCCUUUAUACUGUAUGCUCUUAUAAAUGCUCUGUAUGUUUCUCCCCCCAGUUUUAACGAAAUCAGCAAGUUCCACACACAGAUUCUCCGUGUCAAAGACCGAGAUGAAUUUCCAAUGAUUCUGGUUGGGAACAAAGCAGAUUUGGAUCUCCAGAGACAAGUGAGACCUAUUCUAGAGCUUUGCAAACUAAUCUUAGAACAGAAUGCCUUCAAAUAUUUUAUUUUUACGUAUCGCUACUGGUACACAGGUGUCACAGUUUAAAAGCACUGAGCCACUGGUAAACUCCCCUGUGCCAUCAAAGUAAGAAUCAACAAGUUUUGUUGUGAUCUUUCAUUAAAACAUUUGUGUCUUUUUAAAUGGGUCAGCAGCAUCAAGUAACACUGUAACAUGCUGUGUAAAAUGUGUGAGAGAACGGAGUAUGUGCUAGUUAAACAUUUUACUUUAAGAGUGCACAUCAGACAAUCUUAAUCCAGAUCAGAUAGAAUUGUAUAUACCCAGCAAGUGUUACUUUUCACUUGGUAACAGUUCCAUUCUCUUUUACCCCAGAGUACUGAACUGAAGUGUUUACUAGGGUAAGGUCUGCAGCGGUGGUUGGCACAAAAUACACCUGCCUCUCCUGUACUUUCAGACAAUCUUGCGCCUAUUUCUUCUUAAUACAACAAAUAUGUGCACAAUGUGGAAAAUAGUGAAUCCGAAGCUCUAUACACCUCAAAGUGGUGUCCCCUCUACCACUUUAAAAUCAACAGUAUACAUACAAAAACAAGAUGGAGCUUCUUAAAAUGGCAAUGAAACAGAUAUUCUGGAAAAUAAAAUAUAAACAAUAGCGCAAUACAGUAGUGCAAAGGAAAUUGGAAAUGUAUAUACAGUGGAUUUUUCACUCACAAGCCUGGAGUCAUAAUCUCAUAUGACUCGGAUGGUGUAUGCCUUUGGACCAUUUCAGGAUGUCCAAAUCCUUCUUAUAUAUCCUCCAAAUCCUUCUUAUAUAGCCCUAUUUAAACCACAAAUUGUUAUAUUUGAAUUUAUUUUAACAUUUUUUAUUAUAAGUUUUUAUUUUGAAUAAAGCAUCACCCUUUUGGAAAUUUACCACUGACCUGGCACUUUUGUCUGUGAGUUGGUUAAAGGGGAAGCUAAACGGAAUCCUGAAAUGGUCCAAAGGCAUACACCAUCCGAGUCAUAUGAGAUUAUGACUCCAGGCUUGUGAGUGAAAAAUCCACUGUAUAUACAUUUCCAAUUUCCUUUGCACUACUGUAUUGCGCUAUUGUUUAUAUUUUAUUUUCCAGAAUAUCUGUUUCAUUGCCAUUUUAAGAAGCUCCAUCUUGUUUUUGUAUGUAUACUAUUUCUUCUUAAGAUGGUUUUUUACGGCAUGAUUCUCUCCUUGUUUGCCAUUACUGAUCACAUGAUGCAAAUAAUUAUUCGAUAUUGUGAAUUUGCAUUGAAUGCCAAGCGGUGUCAGUAGUGUGUUGUAUUCAAUACAAGCCAAAAUUGAAGUACAUUCUAUACUACACAGUGUCUAUAGGUACCAGAUUGUGAUGCUUAAGGGAUAAUUGAUGUGGUUCUUAUUAAGGGGAAAUGUACUAUAAUGUCAAAAGCUGGUGUUGCAAGUCUCUCUUGUCCACCACUCCUGAUUAUUAGUUAGUUUAUUUUCAGGUUAAUUUGUUCUAACUGUUAGUUUACCCAAUUUCCUUCUUUUUCUUUAGGUGACCAAAGAGGAAGCCUUAAGCUUCGCACGGGAGAAUCGGAUCCCUUAUAUGGAGGCUUCUGCUAAACUGCGAUUAAACGUGGAUGAAUCAUUUCAUGAACUUGUUCGAGCAAUCAGGUAACUUUUCUUGUCUGUUCCCACAUCCAUGUGUAACAGGAAAAAUAAGGUUCAUUUUGAUCAGGACUAACACAUAGCAUAGUAAACGUUAAUUUACUAAACUGUGAAUUGUGCUGUACUCUAAGCUGAAUUGGCUUAAUUGGUUAAAAACCGCUUGCAAAACCUGCAAAUCUCAUGUUUGCAGCCUUUACAAGCCCUCCCCUUCAAACUCCCUCCAGACUUUCUGUUGCUGUCCAAUCACAGACUUCCCAAUGCAGCUCAAUGUGAAGUCUUUGCAAGGCAGAUGCUCUUGAUUUUAACUCUUCCAAAUUAAAGUGGCUCAUGGGUCAUUCAUAUCCCCCCAGACUCUCUUGCUUUUAAAUCUCCCCCAUUUAUUUAUUUUUACCAUAUGAUACUGGCAUCUGAUCUUUACCAGAUGUGUUAAUAUUGGGUCCUUCACAAAAAUGUGUGUGGAAAACUGUUAUCAGUAUUCACUUAUACCUGAAAUUGAGAAGAGAAUUUCAAAUUUUAAACCAAGAUACCCUAGCUGUAAAAAUCAUGCAUUUAGGGGAAUAAAAAAACCUCAUGGCUGAUUUUUAUCUAGAUCUUUUACCGUUUCCUUAUCUCCUAGAUUCUCCAUUUAGUGCAUAACCCGACUUUUAGUGUUUAAUCAAACGGCUCCGUAUAGAGCAGAAACUUCACUGUCAACUGAAUGACAAUUUUAUACAAAAUAACUUUAUUAUUAUGCUCCAUCGAGAAAAUAAUAGAAAUAUCUGAUUAUUUGAUAGAUGCAUUUUGAAUACUUUACCAAGCAGGUGCAGUUAACCUACAAAUGACUGAUGUUAAUUGAAUUGAAAACACUUGUCACUAAGUAAAUCAAACAGGAUCUGUCUGCAAAAAAAUAACUGCAGGUACAAUAUCGGCCACCUUUUCAUAUUAGGAUUAGUUUGUUACAUUCAUUGGAAUACUGUUGAUUGUACCAUCUUCUAUAAAGAGCAAUUACACAAUGAAACCAGCUAUACUCAAUAUGUCACUCGUGCCUCUGGUAAUUCUCAUCCGCUGCCUAGCACAUCGCAUGACACUUUAUUUUUUUAUUUUUUUAAAGGGACACUUUUUAAAGGGACACUUUUAGCAGUUUUGCAUGUUACAUACAGGCUAUUACAUGAAAACAUAUGCUCUACACACAUUUACCCUGUCGUGUAAAUAUUUUUUUUUUUUUUUGGGCCAUUUUUAUAAGGAAGAAUAUUAAAGGGACACUAAUCACCAAAACAACUUCAGUUUAAAUGAAGCAGUUUUGGUGUAUAGAACAUGCCCCUGCAGUCUCACUGCUCAAUCCUCUGCCAUUUAGGAGUUCAAUCACUUUGUUUAUGCAGCCUUAGGCACACCUUCUUGCAUGACAGAGCAAAGAGAGGAGGUAGCAUUGUUAUUUAUGUUAAGUCCAUAAAAGUUACUCCUUUUAAAAAACCAUAACUCCCCUUCUGCCUUUGAUUUCCUUUCUGGCACAAUCAAGAUCCAUUUCAGUAAAGCGAUUAUUGUUGCUGGAAUCUACCGCCAACCUAGCUCUCCGGUGCUCUCCCUUUCUGACAUAACCUUAGUGAAACUGUAGCUCAAAACCCAAAAAGUGAACUGUUGGUUUUUGGAGAUUUUAAUAUUGAUUGGCUGAAUCCUAAAAAUAAUAACUUAUGUACGCUGUUUAAGACUUUGCAGCUAACCCAAUUAAUUUCCUCCCCAACUCGCAUUAAUAUUAAAAGCCAGAACCAUACCUUGGCUAGAUUGGAUUCUCUCCAGUUGUCCUGACAGAAUCCAGGAGGCAGACGUUCUCCCUAACAGUUUCAGUGACCACUGUCUAGUGUACUGCAUACACAACAUAAAGGCCACUAAAUCGCCUCCCAAGAUUAUAAUCCCCAGGUCUUUCAAGAAAUUUAACCUUAAAUCCUUUUUAAACGAUCUCAAGAACAUACCAUGGCAAAGAUUAAGUCUAAUCCCAGAUCUAGGCUCUGCAAUUGCAUUUUUUCAGUCAGUGCUCGUGCUUGUUUGGAAUCUGCAUGCCCCUCUGCGUAAAGUGCGAAUAAAAGGGACACACCUGCCCUGGGUUACAGCUGACCUCAUUCAAAUAUACCAGUUAAGAGAUUCACUGUGGUCAAAGCUCAAGCGUACUGGCUCCAUGAACGAUCACUGUACUUACAGACAAUGGUGAAAUGCAUGCACAAAACAAACAAAAAUGGCCCAAUAUUUCUGUGGAAAUUUGAACAACCUUUCAAACUCAAGAAACUGUUGAAAAUCAUAAAUAGCGUACAAACCCCCACAAUCCACUCCCAACCCUCCACUGUCAAAAUAGACAACCAAACACUUCAACACCCCCUAGAUAUAGCAAAUGCAUUUAAUAAUUAUUUUGUUGGAUGAUAACAAAUGACAAUCAUUUUCUGAACACAAAGAUCAGGCCCUAGUAAAUCUUCAAAAUCCUCACAUAGAGAAAUUCAAUUUUAGACCUGUGCCUGUUAGUUUCGUUAAUAAACAUCUUAAUAAUUUAAAAAUGAAAAAACAGUGUGGACCAGAUCAAAUCCCAGCAAUGUUGCUGAAACUCAGGGCGCCAGCAAUUGCUAAACCUGUCACUACCUUUAUCAAUGAAUCCCUGGUGUCUGGAUACAUACCCAAACUUUGGAAAACUGCAAAAGUAGUAUCUAUCAAUAAGGUGGUGACAAUACUUUGGUAUCUUACUAUCGCCCGAUAUCAUUGCUCCCGGUAUUGUCAGAAAUCUUGGAAAAAUUCGUCCACACGCAACUAUAUGAAUAUUAUCAAUGAUCAAAUUAUCUGACCCCUGAUCAAUCAGGCUUUCGUCCAAAUCACUCAACUUUGACUGCCCUCUUAAAGGUUUGCAAUGACAUCCAAAUUGGCAUGGAGCUAUUUUCCUUCAUUUUGCCAAGGCCUUUGACACAGUAGAUGGCAUUCUUUUGCAAAAAUUUAAAAACUCAGGCAUUGUCCGCUAACCUGGUUUUGAUCAUAUGUUUCAGACCGAUUGCAAUAUGUGGCUAUUUCUGAUAACUCCUCCCUCUUCCAGUCAUGUGUGGUGUUCCCCAAGGCUCCAUAUUUGGCCCCCUGCUAUUCACAUUAUUUAUAAAUGAUCUGCCUAAUGUCUGCAAAUCCUCAACUGUACACAUGUAUGCAGACAACACUGUAAUCUACUCUAGUAAACCCAGGUUACCGCAGCUUGAGGCUGUGCUCCAAAACCAAUUCACAGAAGUAGAAAAGUGGAUAGUGGAUAACAAACUCUUCCUAAACACUGACAAAACAGGUACAAUGAUCUUUGGAACUGUACCGAAAUUAUGUAAAGUACAAAAUCAACAACUAUGUAUCAGAACAAAUUGAAAUAGCACACUGACAGCAGUCUGUUCUUUUAAAUAUCUAGGUAUGUUGCUAGACCCCAAUCUAACCUUUGGCCUUCACAUUGAAAAAAUCUCUUCAAAACCUUACCCAAAACUAGGUGCCCUGUACAGAAACAAAUCCUGCCUAAGCCCUACAGUAAGGAAACAGAUACAUAGUGUAACAAAUGCUAAUGCUGGUCAUUGAUUAUGGUUAUGUUUUCAUGCUCCUGCAUCGCAAACCUACCUUAAUAAACGUAAUACGUUAUAUAAUUCAUUCUGACACUUUGUACUAGAAUGUAAUUACUUUACCCACCAUUGUGACAUGUUAAAAGAGCUAAACUGGCUAUCGCUGGAAUCCCGACGCACUCUUCAUCUUUCCAGCCUUGUGCAUAAGAGCAUUAAUGGGAAGCUCCCACCCUACCGGAGUAGAAUGCUCUCCUAGCUGUUCCCACCUCCUAUAAUCUCCAAUCCAGUACCAGCAAGAUAUUUAGCAUACCGCAAUACAAAAAUGUCUCGAUCUUCAUUUUCCUUCAGAGCACCGCAAUUAUGGAAUAACCUCAGGGACACAGUCAAAUCUUCAUUCAAUCUAAAAUCUUUUAAGAGAUCUAUGGCAAUAUACCUCAGCACAGAAUGCACCUGUCAUGGCUGAAUAUAUUUAUCACCUGUUCUAUGUUAAAUUUCUGUGUGUGUGUGUGUGUGUGUGUGUGUAUGUAUGUAUAUUAUUAUAGUAUUUUUUUUGUAAUAUUAUAUCCUAUUGUAACUUUACAAUGUUUUGUGAACCCAGGACAUACUUGAAAAUGAGAGAAAUCUCAAUGUAUCCAUCCUGGUUAAAUAUUUUAUAAAUAAAUGUGACUUACAUAGCCUUUCUAAACACUUCCUGUAAAGUGUCAUCUAACUUCCUUUAUUGUAAAUUCUGAUUAAAGGAGACUUUUUUAUUUUAUUUUUUUAUUUUAUUUUAAAUCUCCUGCUCUGUAAAUAGCUUGCUAGACCCUGCAGGAGCCCUUGUAAUUAAAGCUCAAAUUACAGAGCAGGCCAUAAAAUUUUAAAUGAAUCUUAUUGAAAAUGAAACCAUUUUAUUUGUUUAUUCAUGCAGACUGUGUCAGUCACAUCCAGGGGAUGUUUUGCCAGGGCUGCAUAAGAGAAUUGAGCAGUGAAACUUCAGAGGCAUGAUCUCUACAGAAAAACGGCUUUAUUAUCUAAAGUUGUUUUGGUAACUGUAGUGUCGCUUUAAUACAAUGCGUGAUUUUUACAUCUUUACUUCAGCUUCACGUGUAGCCAUUUUGUGCACUUUCCACCAGUUUUAUGAUUUUUAUUGUGUAGUGAUUUAGUUUACAGUUGCAGUAUAAAUGGGAGGCAUCUCGAUGCCAUCAUCAGAAGAAACCCCUUCCCAAUACAACCCAGUAUGGCAGCUUCUAAGAAAGUAAUAUACUGGGUACUUUUACUCAAGUUGUCCUUGGGAGUGGGCUGAACCUGCAUGUUGUUUUGGCCCCAAACCCUAAACAGACACAUGGGAGAUGAGGUGUGCCAAAUCAAUAAAACCAUGGAAACCUACUUGCAAAUAGUCUGGACUCAGUGGACCUUAGGUUCGUUGACUCACAAACAACCAGAGGACAGGUUAGUUCAUUAAUAAUGUGUGCAAUCAGUAAUGUCUGCUCAUACCAGCAGCUCCUUACCAGCAGCUAUAGUGUCUCAUCAAAAGAGCCCCAUUACCCUGGAGGGGCAUAGGGGAAGACAGACAAAUUAUAAAUGUAUAAACUGCAGUAAAAUAAUAGACAAAGCAGAAAAAUGGGUAUCCCUCAAGUAAAAUGAGACGCUAAGCGCUAGUUGCAAACAUGCAUCAAAGAAAACAUUACAUUGCCCCAAGGCGCCUGAAACUCGAGAACCUAGUACUUUUAUCAUGAGCCUGGGUUAACGCGGUGAUCAGAAGAUUAAUGCUAGACAGCUUGGAUUUAAUAAGCAUUUAAUAAGCCAAAUGGAAAAAUAUAAACCUUUAACAUGUCCCUUUUGUAAUGGUCCAAAUGGAAAUAAUAAUAAUAGUCUUGGAAAGUCAGAUCUGGGAAUGGUAAAGGUCUUUCUCUGCUUUGCAACUUGAUGGAUGGCUGAGCUCAGCCAAUGAUCAAGAAACACAUGGCGAAUUCAGAAAUAAAAAGCUAAUGCAAUAGGUGGUAAUUAAGAACGGUCUGUACUCCAGAGUUGCUUAAAUGGUCAAUAGAAUUAAACUUGUAACGAGUUGCAGAAUAUACCGGUGCUAUAUAAAUGCUCAUAUACACAAAACACUUUUAAAUUAGAUGUGUUCCUUUGAGAUUUUCUAAUUUCUAGACACCAUUUUUCUUUUUUUAAUUAAAAAAACAAAACAAAAAGAAAAAAAAAAACCCAUUAACUUAACUUUGUCUUUAUUACAAUGGCUGGACAGACUCCUCACGGCGGCCCGGUCCUCCUGCGGUGAGGUUAUCAAGCCUGAUAAUGGUUUUCAGUCUGAUGGUUCUGAUACUCAUUGAGACGCGUUGGAUGCACAGCAGCGUCUGGCAAACAUACUUUGCAUAGUGACGCAGGACGUCAAAUGGAUUCAAUAAUUGAACUUAUUUCCAUCUGAAACUACCAGCGUUUGCCAAAAAAUCUCACUGUUUUAUGUGCAAGGCUGCAAAGGCAGCAUCUAUGCCCUAAAAAUAAUUUUAUCAAGGUGAAGUAAUUUUGAUGUUGACUCUGUCCCAGUAACGAUGGCAGGUGUGAUUAGAAGUAAUAAAAAGAACCAAAAAAGGGUUAAUUUCAAGUCAUGUUUUUAAAUUUUAUUUUAAUUUUUAACUUUAUUUUUUGUGUAUUAGGUGAGAUAAGUGUCACACAAGAUGUACUGUUUUGUAUAGCUUUAGAAAGUAAUGUUUUAGGGUGAGCUAAUCAGCUUUUUGACUGGUGACUAAUUUUGCUCCCAGAGUGAAUGAUCUGUAUAGCAUUAGCUCAUUCAGUGCUUCAUGGAUUUAACUCCUUCUUGACAUAUGACGUGCUAGGACAAUCCUGAUCCAAAAGGAUCUGCCCAACAUUUGAUCCUGCAGAGGUUAAAAUUGAAAUGAUCUCAUCUGAGGAAAAAAAAAUAGGUCACAGCCAUGUCAAGAUCCAUUUAUCCUCCUUUUUAUUUUUUUUUAUUUUUUUAAAUAAAAGCUCUCAUGUGGCAUUAACUCUUUCACUCACAGGUGACUUUAAACAGUAAAAAUAUAUUUUUCACAUUUUUUUUUUUUAUCGAAUUUGCAUUUAAUAAAACAAUGUUUUUUGUUUACAUGGUAUUUAUUAAUUUAAAAAAAAUUAUAUAUAAUUUUUUACAUUUUUGUAUUUUACUGCCCAACCUAACUUUCCUGAUGCUGCAUUUUCACACAGAGCAAUCUCAAUAGGCAAGUUAGGUUGAACAGCGUUUGGUCAGAUAAAAGUAGACCCUGACCCUACAUGGCUGGUCAGCUAAAUAAAAAUUAAAAAAAUACAUUUUCUUUAAAAAAAUAAAAAAAACUCAAACAUAAUUUAAACAAAAAUCAUUAAGUGUCAUUAAAUGUAAUACAUGUUUUAAAGAGGAGAGAAGUGAAAAUUUUGAUGACGGUUUUCCUUUAAAGGCUUUUAAAAAUGAGAAAUAGCACGGUUUCUAUUGAAUGAUGUCUUUCACAUCCUUGAGUAUUUAAUAAAAUAAAAUUCACAUUCACCAUUUUGUUUAUAUAUGUUUCAGUGCUUGAACAUAUAUGGAAUUUAAUUUGCGAAUGUUCAGCUUAAGCAGGCAGGGAUGAUUCAAUUCUGAACUAUUAACCCCUUAAGGACAGAGGAAAUAUUAUGACCAAAACAAAACCUAGAAUUUAAACUAUAUAUCUGUCCAACCAUAACUGACCUCUUUUAUAUUAAGUGCACCCACACAUAUUAUAUCUUUUUUUUUUUUUUCAGGAAAAACCAGGCUUUCAUUGCACAUCAAAUAUUUAUAUAUGAAACCUAAUUUAAUAUGGAUAAAAUCUAAAAAAUAUGUGAGAAAUAAAUUAAUACAUUUUAUCUUUCAAGUUCUGCGUGGCAUUUUCACUGAAUGUCAUAAUACUGUUAGUUUGUUUACGGCAAUAAAACACACAUCUUUGUGUUCAGCAAUGUCUCACAAGUAAUAGACUACCCCCCGUGUACAGGUUUUAUAUGGUUUUGGAAAGUUACUGCGUCAAAUAUCAGGCUUUUCAAUUUUUACACAUUUUGCCAGAUUAGUUUGUUGGGCCUAUGUUGCAUUUGAGACUGUAUGGCAGCCCAAAACUAACAAUUCGCUCCAUGAUGGCAUACCAUUUGCAAAAGUAGACAACACAGGGUAUUGAAAAUGGGGGUAUGUCCAGUCUUUUAUAGUAGCCACUUCGUGUUUUCGCAUUUUUCAAACAAGGGCCACACUUUCACUGAUGCUAUCGUGGUCAUACGUUUUACUGCUCUAAAACACUUAUAUUUAUGUGUGCGUAUUUGGGGGGGGGGAGGAAGGACCCAAUCAUUAGGGUGUGCUAGGCUGCCCGAACAGCAUUAAAGACCUCCUUUUGUCCGACUGCACAGCACGUCCUAACGUCAGGAAGGGAUCAAAGAGAUUUUAAAAGAGAAACUGUGAUGUUUAUGUGUGUGAUACUUUAUAGUUUAUUAACCCCUGUACACACUAUUAAUGUGCAUGGCGUUGUGAAAUAGCAGUCAGUCAGAACUAUAUAAAAUUCUAUUUUGAAUUGUGUCCAAAUUUUCCAGAUCUAUGUGUAAUUCUGCUUAUAUUCCCUGAUUCCCCAGUUAUAGCAAGUUAUGUGAACUGAGGGGAGACCAAGCUCUAUUUACUUCAAUGGUAAAUACUUUCAGAAUUUAUCUACGAGAUAAUGGAGAGAGGUUUCCCCAAAUGAUACCGGAAUCAUGGGAAUUGUAAAUAUAUUUACAUAGAAUGCCCUGGCUGCACCUUCAGAUGGCAGAAGUGGCAGUCAUCUCAAGUCACUGUGUGAUGAUCGAUGACUUACUCUUGAUCACCUAACAGAGUGGCUCUGUCACAUGGUUUGAGAUGAACUGGGGCAAAGUGUUACGUGAGCUCAUGUUUAAACGUGUUCUUGCUGCACUUAAAAUGAGUUUAUAGGGCAUUUCAGACCAAUCGCAAACCACUGAGCAAUGCCUGUUUGGGCAGAACAGUCUGACCACCCUGCCAGGCAGUUUUUUUAUCCUGGUUGGCACGCCUCCGUUAUGGGCAAACCUAUAAUUAGUGAUUAAAAUUGCAACAACAAAAAAACAAGAAUAUGAGAACUCUGAAGACAAAAGCUUAUAGAAACUCCGUAGCUUGCCCCUUUGGUAAAUACCCACUCAUACCUCAAAAUAGUUUUUGCUCAUUUGUGCAUUACAGAGAGAACCUUCUCCGAAGCUUAUCAGACUGAUCCACCAGUAAGGGCAGUCCACAACCAAAAUGCCAGCCAGUUUUCUCUGUAUGAGAAAUACAGCAUCUCAAGACAAUCAUUUGGGCUUUGUCUUUAGGAGGCUCCUGCAGUGUCUAGAAGGUUAUCAAGAGAGCAGGACAUACAUUCUAAAACCAGAGAGCUUUGACUUCUAGCAAUAUUAAAUCAUGGUUAACCUCUGUACAGAAAUACUGUUCUAUUUACACGUCUGGAGCUUAUCACUAACCAUAACCAGGACAUGGCAAUGUUAGCUGACUGAUAGCCUUUCUGAAUGGUAAAACCUAUAAAAUGUAAUUUUAUUUUUUGUCUCGUUGGUUUGUGUCAUGUUUGUGUAUGUACUUAUGUGUAGUAUAUGUAUAUUUUGUAUGUGUUUUUUAAAUGCAGUCUUUUACAGUCUUGUAAGCGUGGAUUUAUUGGUUAGAACUUGUUCUUCAAACAGUCCUUUUUAAAAGAAUAUUGCCAUUCCAUUUUUUUACUUAAGUUGUACAUAAUAUCGAAAACUUUAAAAAAAAAAAAAUUACUUUUAUUUUCUAGGAAAUUCCAGGAGUUGGAGAGCCCCCCUACUCCGACUAUGAACACCAAGAAGAAAGAACCCAAAUCGUGCCCCUGCGUGAUCCUGUAACAGAUUGGUUUUGCAAGCCCAGGGGCCAGAAAAUAUGGCACAGAAAUACAAAGGGGGAGCACGAUGCGAUAAUUGAAAAUCUGCUUUGUUCCUGUAGCCAAACUCCACGUUUACUGGCCCUCUUCAGCCAAGUGCAGUAUGCAGAAACCUGGAAAUCUUCAUCUGAACAAUUGCUUUUUCUUUUUUUUUUUUUCUUUGCUGUCACGUGAUCACAUGACCUGCCAGCAUCUCCGUCCCCCACUGGCCCAGCCACGAGGGCCAGAGCCACAUAUAAAGACGGAAUAUUUUCCUUUGGGGACGGAGUUCUAUAUUUUUACUACUGCAGAAAAAAGGGCAGUUUGCACACUCUUAAAUCAUUAGUGCUGAUGCUUCAGUGUUCCUGUGUACUGGGAUCUGCAUGUAAAUAUAUAUUCUGUAUAUAUAUUUUAUAUAUAUUUUAUGUUCUCUUAUUUUAGUAUUUUAUGAGCUGCUCAUAAGCAAAGGGGUCUCAUACAUUUUAACUACACCAGCAAAGUACAACAAUUUUUUUAUUUUUUUUUGUGGGGGGAGAGGAGGUUGAAGUUUAAUCACUUUUAUACAAUGAAGUUAUUAAUCUAAAUAUUGAAUAUACCGUUUAAGCUUUUGUUUUCUUGUUAAGUCUGCACUACAACGCGCCUUCUCUUUGCUAGCAUGAGCCGCUAUGGCCAAUCAAGAGAAUAAUUGCAGCAUUUUAUGGCAGAAAACCAAGGUGGAGUUUUGCAGAGCUAGAAUAAUCCUUAAUAACUGCUUUCACAUUGGAUGAUAAAAUAAUUUCAGUCAUUUUUGGAACAAAUGUGUCGAACCCAGUCCUUAAGAGCCAUGAUCCUGCCAAAGUUCCGGGUUGUUUUACUUAACCGGUAAUAAAAUAACUAAUAUUGUGUAUCACUGAACCAUGCGCCAGGCGUUGGCCUUAAAACGCUUAUUGUGUAUCUGGAACCUUUGUGGUGGUCUGCAGUUGGACAGUACAUUGCAUUCACAUGAAAUGAUGGAUUGGUUCUUAGACAAAGUCACCCAUAAUAUGGUACAGUGAUGUUUUUAAGAAUCACUUUUUGGUUGUACGACCAGUAAAUGUAUAGAAGUAGAGUUUAUACUUUCCACAUUUCGGGGUAGAUCUGCUUCAUGCGCAUGCUUUUAUUAUCGGGAAACAUUCAGCGCACUAAGCAUGCAUUGCAUGUUACCCAACAUGCUUUGCGUAUUGGGCAAAUUUAAAGACUUAAACACCCACCGUGCCUAGUGCGUAUAAACUGAUAUAAGCAAAUAUAUACAUUGGCUAGAACUGUGUUUAGAUUAAUGGCUUGUUUAAAAUGAUUCACUUUAUAUGUAAAAGAAAUUUGAGUGAAAUGCUCAGUGAGCCUGAUCCUGGUUUGCGCAAUAUUGGCAAUAGGGGUAAAAUUGUGAAGUCCCUAAAUAUUGAGCACUAGUCAUCGAUAGGUACUGGGUUAAGAAUCAGUGCUAUAAUGGGUUCUGUUAAUGUGUGUAAUGGGAAAAAUAAGUUUGGUGCAUUUUGUAUUUUAUUUUUUUCCCAACGAUUCUUCCUGUUCACCCACUUGCACAACCUAGGACACCACUCCAUUAAUUUAAGAAACCAUUCAAUAGGCGUCUCUACAUGUAUAUAUAUUUUUUGUUUCUCUUUAACCUUAAAGCUGAACAUGUAUGACCACAUUGCCUUAAGCAAGGACUUCCACUGGGAAUUUUCCAUGGUGAAGGUACACUUACACACUUAAGUAGUUUCUUUUUAGGAUUAUGCACAAAGCUAGGGAUGAUGGGAAAUACAAACUGAUUUGCAUGAAAUGCCAAGGCAGUGCCUUAUCAGACAAUAACUGUGAUCCAAAUACAUAAAUUGUUUGUAUGUGUAUCUACAUAUAUAUAUAUAUGUAUAGAGACUUCUUAUGUGCAAGAUUAGGGUGCAGAACAUUUACUCCUCCUGCAUGCAAUGAGUUAAACAAGCCUUUAUACAGAACAAAUGAUAUGACCUAAAGACUGAGUUCUUGUGUAAUGAUCUCCCAACAGGUUUUCACCCCCUCCAGGCACCCAUUUCAAUAGGUUGGGCUGUAACACGUACUAUGGUUUGUUAAAACUGUGAUGUAAUUGAAGAAUUAAGUCACGUGGGUGGAGUACAAGAAUCUAUGUAUGUUUCAUGUCAAUGCUAGGGUUUCUAGGCUUAAAAGCUUAAUAAAAGAAAACUUCAACUCCUGUUAUUACUACAGCUGAAAAUUUCUAUUCUAGGCUUGUACACUUGGGAGGGUUUUUUUUUUUUUUUUGUUAAAACAUAUGACAAAUUCAGUAAAUAGCAACUCGGGCCUUAAUUUUGUACAUCUGAUUUUAAACUUACUGAAUUUUGGGUAGAGGGUGAUCUAAAUGUUGUCCCUUUUUGCAAUUGAUUUGUCAACUCAUAAUAACCCUAUUCUUCAGAAAAUAAAAUCCUGUUCUUAUCUCACCCUCAUUUGGUUAAAAAAAAAAAAAAAUUAUAGUAAAAGGAUAGAUUAUAAACAUUUUAAAAUUGAGCUGUUUACAAAAGGCACACUGGUUUAAACCAGUAAACCGUUAAAUUAAGGUGAACUAUAUAAAUCAGCUAAUUGGGCUACAAAUAAAAACCCCACCCUUGUGGACGCUGUGACAUGGCCCAAAUCUGUCAGUUGUUCCCAGUUAGAGGUGCAAGGAGACCUCCUCCUCUAACAAUGGAUCAUUGGCUUACUAAGGGUUCACCAUUUAUUUGUAGAAUCCGGUAUAGUCCGGAAGGGAAGGUAGCAUAAGUAAGAGAACUUGGCAGAGGUCUAAUUGGUAAAUCUACCUUGGCAAUCGAUCAGCUUGGCUUUGGAGACAUCUGCAGCCAUUACUUCAGUAUGAAUUUUACAAAUUCUUUGCUUUGCCAAAAAAAAAGUCAGAUUACAAUUGUUCUUCAUAAUCUGUUUUGUAUAAAUAUUGUAUGACACUAAAGAGAAGUCACUGUGAUAUCUUUAUUUUAUUUCUUUUGUACUUGUAGAGAGGAAUAUUUUGCAAAUGGUACUGUGCUCUCCUGUAAUAUCCUUCAUUUUCCAAAUCACUACACCAUUCGAUGGAAUAAAUAAUUUUUGUUCUUCUAUAUACAGAUCAAACUUUAAUUUUUAUAUGUAUAUAUUUUUGACUUUUUGUUAAGAUUAUCUGUUUUAUACAGGCUUGCUUCAGUUCAAAUAAUUAUAUCUUCCAUGUAACUCUUUCUCCACCACAGAUAUGGUUAUAAGUUGAGAUAUGUUCAG